UUGCCCUGAUUUCUCCAAAGAGCUGUCGCACGUUUAACUGGUUUAGAGCUGCGUCAGUAAUCCAACUGCGGCGUAGAAGAUCUUCCGUCCUCGCCACACUAGACAGGUCAUCGCGCCCACAGCACAAUGUUGGGAGGGAAGUUAUUCAAGCAAUGAAUCCUGCGAAUUUAGCUAGCACUGAAAAUAAUACAGAAGAAUAUAUAUUUGCGGUUGGUACUUACAAACUCCUUGCUUUUGCCAUCGGAACAAUCGGAGUCUUCGGAUUUUGCAACAAUAUUAUUGUAAUCGUGCUUUACUACAGAUUCAAGAGACUCCGGACGCCCACAAAUUUGUUAAUAGUAAACAUAAGUAUAAGUGACUUGUUGGUGUCUGUCAUUGGAAUAAACUUUACGUUUGUUUCGUGCAUCAAAGGCGGAUGGGUCUGGAACUCGGCAACAUGCAUUUGGGACGGAUUCAGCAACAGUUUAUUUGGCAUCGUGUCCAUCAUGAGUCUCUCGGCCCUGGCCUAUGAGCGCUACAUCCGGGUGGUCCAUGCUAAGGUGGUGGACUUCCCCUGGGCCUGGAGGUGCAUCACUUACAUCUGGCUCUACUCCCUGGUCUGGACAGGGGCUCCUCUUCUGGGGUGGAACCGCUACACCCUGGAGAUCCACCAGUUAGGCUGCUCUCUGGACUGGACUUCCAAGGACCCUAACGAUGCCUCCUUCAUUCUCUUCUUUCUCCUGGCCUGCUUCUUCGUACCAGUGGGCAUUAUGAUCUACUGCUAUGGGAACAUUCUUUACACAGUGCAAAUGCUCCGCUCCAUCCAGGACCUUCAGACAGUGCAGAUCAUUAAGAUCCUGCGCUACGAGAGGAAGAUGGCCGUCAUGUUCCUCUUGAUGAUCUCUUGUUUCCUGGUGUGCUGGACGCCCUACGCCGUGGUGUCCAUGAUGGAAGCCUUUGGCAGGAAGAGCAUGGUCACCCCCGCCGUCGCCAUCAUCCCCUCCUUCUUCGCCAAGUCCAGCACGGCCUAUAACCCUCUCAUCUACAUCUUCAUGAGCAGAAAGUUCCGGCACUGCUUGCUGCAGCUGUUGUGCUCCCGGCUCUCGUGGAUUCAGCACAGCAUCAAGGACCGCCCCCUGGCCCAGAGCAUCGAGCGGCCCAUCCGCCCAAUCGUCAUGUCCCACCGAGGGGAUGGGGACCGACCAAAGAAGAGGGUGACCUUCAGCUCCUCGUCCAUCAUCUUCAUCAUCGCCAGCAACGACGUGCACCACCUGGACACCACCUCCAAGAGCGGCCGUUUGUUGUCAGUGGUCAUGCAGGUGCGGCCGCUGUGACAGAGCAUUAUGGGUACUGUAGCACAUCAUGCUACAUCCAGGUUACCAUGGGAAAUGACUAGUCACCUCCAUCUAUCACCUGUUCCUCUGUAUUCAUCCAGGUGUGGCCGCUGUGACAGAGCAUUAUGGGUACUAUAGCACAUCAUGCUACAUCCAGGUCACCAUGGGAAAUGACUAGUCACCUCCAUCUAUCUCCUGUUCCUCUGUAUUCAUCCAGGUGCGGCCGCUGUGACAGAGCAUUAUGGGUACUGUAGUACAUCAUGCUACAUCCAGGUCACCAUGAGAACUGACUAAUCACCUCCAUCUAUCACCUGUUCAUCUGUAUACCUCAGGACUUCCUCUCAUGAUACAGCAAACCCGGAGGUGUUUCCUCUCAAAAGCCAAAACACCUUUCUGACCCAAGACUACUGGAAGUGUUUAAUGUCCUGUUCACAGACUUUCUCGCCAUGAACGCCGUGAACCGCUCUAUCUACCAUCAGCUGUGGUAAACAAAUGAUGUAGCUGUGAAUUUGAGACAUAUUUCUCUUAACUUGUACCCUGUUGUUUUCAACGGCCCCUAUCUAAUCAUGUCUGCCAGCCUUCGACAUAAUCUCAUGCUGAGUUGAUUGUUUUUUAACAGGACCUCCUGUGUGAUACCGGAGGCCAGCAGUGUUAAUGGACCAGUGAUUGGCUGAGGAAGUGAUAUUGAUAAUUAUUAUUUUCCUGGUUGGCAGCACAAUCGUGCUGAAUGACUGUAUACAGCUUCAAACUGAUGGUAAAAAGCCUUACAAUAUUGCAGCAGCACAUUCUGCACAACACUCUCUCCGCCUUUGUCACAUCCAGAUACAAUGAAGAGAUCAUAUUUUAAGAAAACCGCGGAUGAGAUGCAAUUUUUAAAAAUCUUCCUUAUUUAAUUUCACCACACUCGCUAGCGUGAUAAGUGCAAUCACUGUGAAAUGACAUUUGGUGGAAUUAUUCAUGUAGAAUAAUAUGAAUGUAAUUAAAGAGGGAAGAGAUUGUGGUCAAGAUCAGACUGGUUCCACAGUCUGCAGUGAUAAGAAACUCCAGCGGCUCCAGGUUGCAGACGGAGCUAAUUUCAUAAGCCUCCUGGGUUGUCCCCUAUGAAAA
Molecule: messenger RNA, 2420 nt
Organism: Coregonus clupeaformis (lake whitefish)
Lineage: Eukaryota; Metazoa; Chordata; Actinopteri; Salmoniformes; Salmonidae
Gene: opn3
Product: opsin 3
Exons: 4
Coding region: 153-1313 (386 amino acids)
Biological process (GO): G protein-coupled receptor signaling pathway; visual perception
Cellular component (GO): membrane; photoreceptor outer segment
Molecular function (GO): G protein-coupled receptor activity
Source: RefSeq, a predicted model, not a curated record